Arachis ipaensis is the source of this 798-nucleotide messenger RNA. RefSeq lists its product as uncharacterized. The record is from RefSeq and is a predicted model, not a curated record. NCBI's taxonomy places the organism in Eukaryota, Viridiplantae, Streptophyta, Magnoliopsida, Fabales, Fabaceae.
AUGGACCCAGGUAGUAGCGCCGAUGUACUUUUCUAUUCAAUAUACCAAAAUAUGAAACUAAGUGACAAAGCUCUCCAACCAUCUAUAGGAGAACUGGUAGAUUUCUCAGGUGAGCGUGUUCCAAUUCGAGGUUAUAUAUGGUUACAAACAUCACUAGGCAAUUACCCUGAUUGUAAAACUUUAGAUAUCCAAUACCUAGUUGUGGACUACAAAAGCCCAUAUAAUAUCAUCUUAGGCAGACCUUCUUUAAAUGCUUUUCAUGCUAUUGUUUUGACUAUACAUUUGUGUGUCAAGUUUUUCUCACAAGAUAACAAAGUCGUCACCAUCGACGCUAACCAAAAAGAGGCCAGACAAUGCUAUAACACAAGCCUCAAGGUAAACCCUUCAAGACAAGCCGACGAGCAGUACGUACAAGCGGAGAGCCUACCUACUUUAGCAAAUCUAGACCCUCGAACAAACCUACAAGACCGACCUAUGCCUACAGACGCCUUAACAAAAAUAAAAUUGACAAACGAUGAAGACAAGCACACCUAUAUUGGAGAUGCUUUACAAGAGCAAGCAAAGGAACACCUUAUCAAACUACUGCAGCAAAACAUCAACUUGUUUGCCUGGACUCCGACAGACAUGUCAGGUAUUGACCCAAAUGUCAUUUGCCAUAGACUUGCUAUCAACCCAUCAAUCCAACCUAUAGCCCAGAAAAAGCGUCACCUUGGUAUAGACAAGAAGGAAGCCUCCUUAGAAGAAACUCAGAAACUACUCAAUGCUGGAUUCAUAAAGAAACUCAGAUUCACAAGUUAG